AUGAAGUCACUCAUAUUCCUCGCGAGCUCCGCACUUACAUUCGCCGCGCCGCAAAAAGCCCCCAGUUUCAGCGGCGCAGCUUUAGUCCCUACUGGCUCUCGGAAUCUCGCCUACGAACAACGCAGCGAUGAGCUGUGCGUCUCUCUGAGCAACGGAUACCUGGGCGAUGCUCGCAAAGGCAUCUACCAAGAGAAUCUGUGCUUCCCAGCUGAUAACUCCAUCAAGUGCAACAUUCCACGCCUGCCCAACCAGUUACGCAGCAAUGUCAGCUCGAUUCGUGUCCCUGUCAAUGAGGUCUGCUCGCUCUACAUUGAAGAUAAUUGCGGUGGCAAGGUCACCCAGUAUUCUCACGCUUCGGAUGGUACCAAUCUCCAAGGCACGUGGUUCGACAAGAAAUAUCGCAGUGUCCACUGCAAGAAGCUGGACAGGCCCCCUCCAGCCGUCAAGUUCUAUACUCCGACUCCGGACGUGCCCAUCUCAGAAAGCGACGCAACCGAGUAGAGCUCGGCUGUCACUGCUGAUGGAAGUGUCCUCCCGUCAGUCGGCACGGAAGUCGAGUAUACCUCGGUGGACAUGUCAAGCAUGAUCAAGCACUGCUCGUCCAGCACAUCGAGCGGUGCCAUAUACUCGACGCUCCCCACGCCCAUCGCUGCCCGAACUGUCGCAGAUAAGCGGAAGACGAAGAAACCCUCGGCUCCGUUCGAGCUCAGCACAAAGGUUUGCCAGUACAAUGUCCCGGUCACCAAAGUGCCAGAUUCCUGCACUUAUUUGGCCCUAGUGCCGUGCUCCGAGACCAAGGCAAUCAAAAAGGCAUCUGGCAUUCGAUCAUUCGACAAAGUGACGCUGGAGGCAUCGGGUACCAGGCCGCUCUCGUUCACUCCGGUGACUUAUGUAAACUGCCCGGGCCGGCCACCAGCUAUCGUUAGCUCCUCCUCAACAGUUGUUCUGACCAAGCCAACCGAGUAUGUCAAUCCUCCAGUCACGGGUUUGCCGCGCGUGAAUUCCAGUGCAUCCACCGCAGAUGGAAAGACUGUGACCACGAUUUUGAAACAUAGCAGCUCUACGGAGCCCAUCACUCUCGAAACGACCAUGACGCUUCCUGGGCCGAGUGUAUCGCUGACUCUUCCCACUUCCACGACUACAGCGGGCUUGGUGACUACCACCUCCUCUGCUGCUGCCACCACAAGCAUUCCAAUGACUACAACCGUCUCCGCGCAGUCAACCGUGAGCCUGGCAUCAUUGGUGGCGAGAGACAGCAGUGAACAUGACGUCUCGGACAGGAAUGCAGCCGACGCCAUGACCGCUGUAGCUCAGAGAGAUGCCGUCAAGGACAAGUGCAAAUGGUCGUAUUCAGGUGCCAUCGACAACUACGAUAUCACCAUGACUGGGGCAGAGGAGGUGCCGUGCGCCACGGCUGCGCUAUGGUCGAGCAAAGGAUAUCCAAAUCCAAUGAAUCCAC
This is a messenger RNA of Sphaerulina musiva SO2202, 1459 nucleotides long. RefSeq lists its product as uncharacterized. The transcript is spliced from 2 exons. NCBI's taxonomy places the organism in Eukaryota, Fungi, Ascomycota, Dothideomycetes, Mycosphaerellales, Mycosphaerellaceae. The annotation marks the transcript as partial. The record is from RefSeq and is a predicted model, not a curated record.